GCCGAAAUUGGGGAUGUGAUUGGGCUUAGGCUGUGUGUCUGUAGGCUGUGCACCCCUGGUCACCAUAUCGCCCACCCGUGAUCCAUGUCUUCGUCCGUUAUAACCGUUCAUUGACUUCUCCAUACCAGGACUUCCUGUUCAUGUUUUGCGAAAACCCGAUAACAUAGACUUUGACAACAAAAACGUUUGCUUACCACGACUUUAUCAUUCCGCCAUCUUGACAUCCUUUUCAUGACCAAAGUGAAGAGAGCAGAAGAGAAGAGAACACACGAGAAGGUCCGGCGGAACUGACACACCGACUGAAAAGACACUUUACGUGUAGUCAUGUUAAUAUGUGAAGCUCCUGCAUUCAAAGGGCUAAAUGAGAAGAUGGAUGAAGUGUUGUGGAGGUGCUGGUGUUCAGCAGAGGGUACAGACAAUCAUGUUUUAGCGAGAACACUGGCUACAGACACUGCCUCCCACUGAUGUGAUGCUAUUAAAGAGAGACCACUGUCAGCAAUGUCCAGUCAUCCGCCAUCUACUACACAACAGGUAGUGAACUUAGCAGAAGCCCAGGCGUUGUGGCGGCAAUGGGUUGAGGCCGAGUUUCCUGACCUCGAGUCUCGCGCCUACUUCCUGCCUCCUGUCUACGUCAACCGAGUGCCCAUGACAAGACAGUCGGUAGCUGGUCAGGAUGUUCUGGUCCUUGGGUCAGCACCUGGACAGGCUGGUCAGUCUAACAAACAGGCAAUGGCUUCAUCUGCUGCUCAGACUCUCAAUCCUCAGCCUCCUCGAGUUCAGGACAGUGAUGUCAGAGACGAUGCCGCCGUGGAGUGGGUCAUCAAGCGUCUUCAGAAAAUUUCUGAAGAAAAUAAAGAAGUUUUGGUAGGACUUAGUCAGCUGAAGUUCGAACAAUGUUUAGGUGAACCUCGUUACUCAGCCGUGGCUGCCCAGCUACCCGUAGCCGACAGUCUUCCGUCAUCAUUUCCAAAAAGUUGGAAACAAGGAGACUUUGAUGUGCUUCUUAUUCACAGACAUUACGGGUUUGUCGUGUGUGAAGUGAAAGCCUUUGGUGACAAUAUACAAGAACUUAACAUACCACAGCAGGCAAUAGAAAACAACAUUAGAAAGAAACUAAAACAGGCCGUGUCACAGCUGGACAAGGCGGAGGCCAUGUUGUCUCAUCUGAUGUCCGACAUCGCUCCCGGUCUGCGCAUCACUAAGACCAUUGCUUUCCCCAACCUCACGGCUCGUCAGCUUCAACAGGCCAUCUCCGGCGACACCACAUUGUCUCAAGUAGGAAUCUAUCUCACACUAUCAAAGUAUUAG
Messenger RNA from Pomacea canaliculata, 1308 nucleotides. RefSeq lists its product as uncharacterized. The transcript is spliced from 4 exons. The record is from RefSeq and is a predicted model, not a curated record. The coding region runs from base 499 to 1308 and encodes 269 amino acids. Lineage: Eukaryota; Metazoa; Mollusca; Gastropoda; Architaenioglossa; Ampullariidae.